GGUAAACAAUUUGUAAACAAUAGUACCAACAAUUUUUGAUCGACUAACUUCUCAAUAUUGUUCAUACACUACCGCGUGUAAUUGUAACCGAUCCUCCUUUCCGCGUGGCCCACUCGGAAGCUGGGUACCGGCGUCUCGCAGGUUCCCGCCGAAAUCGUAAGUUGAGAAAACUCAGAAACUCGGGCUCGUAUGAACUACGCAGUAAGAAUGAAAUGCACCACAGGCACACAAACGGUGCGUCCUGCCCUUUCGGAAGAUUCGCUGAUCACAGUCUCGAUGUUGAAAACUGUCUUAAGCAUUUUGUCAGAUCUGCAAAAGAAAGUCAAUUUCAUCAAUGCCGUGUAUAAAGAUACUGCUGCUGCGCGUAAUACAGGAUCUGAGCUAGACUCAUACUCAGAAAAUAACUUGCGGCCAGUGAAAACAAUCGAGGAACUGAACGAGCUGGAGAAACGGGCGAAUUGCGAGAAUUUUGUUUGGGCUGUGGUCAAUUCCUUGGGGCGAGUGCAUGGUAAAGACCGACACAUAGGCAAUGGGAUAUCUAUAUGUAUGCAGCUUGUGGAUAAGUUCUUCGAUCAGGACUUCUUGGGUGGCUGCACAUGGAGUAAUGCACUAGAGAAAGACAAAAUUGCCCUGGUAGAUUUCGAAAAAACGCUCAGCAUACUGUACCAAACGGUGGUCUAUUGUGAUCCCGAUUUUACUGCAAUGGAUAUGAGAAACAUUUUGCAAAACUGCAUGCAAGCGGCAACGGCAAAACGUGAGCAAACAAACGGUAGUAAUGCAGAAGAACCAAAAAGUACAACAACCCCAAAACGUAAACCACUACGGCGCAAACAAAACCAACGUAAAGUUAAUGGAAAACAAAACAGGAAUCUUCCGGAAGGUCCAGCUGACUCACCGAAGGUCUGUAUAACUUUGAGUGACGACGACGAAAUAGAGCUCUCUUCGACGGUCGUCAAUACAGCAAAAAGUUCUGAACCCGUCAUCGUUGGAUCGCAACCCGCAAACACCGUUCUGUCGAGUUACGUUCCAAAACCGGAACCCAUAGUUAUGCAGAGUUUCACAACGCCAGGCUCUCCAAAAGAUCGAAAAGCGACGAAUGUCUCUGCACUAGUGUCUGUCGAUUACAGCAUAGUACCUCCGUUUCUAAAUAAGAUUUUUUCACCAGUGAAAUCCCUAGAGGAACUUUGCGCAUUGGAGAAAAAAGCAAGCAAUGAAGGAUUUGCUUCGGCAGUGGUGGUGUGUUUGGGAAAAAAUCAUGGCCAAAAUACCAGUCACGGUGAAGGAAGAAUCGUUUGUGAGCGUCUUUUGACAACGUUUUUCGAUCCAUCGUUUUUGCGUCAAUGUACUUGGACAAAAGCUGGAAACGAACAAGAAAGAACAGCUUUAGAGGAAUACACACAAACCUUUCUCCUAUAUUAUCGCACAGUAAUCUUUUCUGCUCCAGAUUUUACACUAACUGAUUUGGAAAACUUUAUGAUGAGUGUUGUCGCUGAUUCGACAAGCUCACCGAACAAGCAAUCCUUGGUCCAGGUUUGUGUAGCUGUGCCAGAAGAACCAAAUGAACUUAUCCGAGAAGAGAUCGUCGAAAUGAUCGAAGAAGAAACAAAAGUAGCUACUCAAGAAGCAACAAGUGAAACUGAUGUUACUGCUCUGGAGAGUAUGAAUAUUGACAAUUUGAUCGAAACAGUACAUAUAGAUGAAGCCGAAGCAGAUUUUCUCUUUGACGAAUUUAUCGAGGAAGAAGUGGUCUAUGAAGAGGAUGUAUGCAUGAUACAAGAAGAGGACGUCAGUGAGUACAGCUACCAAGAGACGAACAAUAUUGAUGUAACAAAGCGUACGGAGGUCGCAGCGGAAGCUAUUAAAGAUACAGAAAAAAGCAUCAGCCAACGAACGCGCAGCAAGGUCUUCUCACCCGUUACUUGCCUAGAAGAACUUGUGGAACUCGAGAAAAAUGCCUGCAAAGAUGCCUUCGUGCUGUCCGUGGUAAAUUGUUUGGGGCGAGUGCAUGGAUUCAGAGGAAAGGGUGACGCAAAAAUGGUUUGUCAGCGCCUCGUUAAUAGGUUCUUCAAUGAGAAGUUUUUACGGCAAUGCUAUUGGAUUGGGAUAAAUUCGGAUAAAACGAAAAUAUGUUUAGCAAAUUACACAAACACUAUCAAUCUGUUCUACCAAACAGUACGUUUCACGGAUCCCGAUUUCACUCAGCUACAGGCAAAAGCUUUUAUCAGCCGACUAUUGCAUCAGUACAACUCAUCGCCUGGAGCAGCUCGCGGAAAACGACGUAAAAGUAAGAAUGAAAACUCAAUCGAUGAUGUAGUAUAUGGCGAACAGAUAAAAACCAAAAAGUCAGACGACUCAGAUAUGGAAUUCAGCUAUGAGAUAGAUUACAUUGAUGUUCCAGAAAGCAGCGAAGUGUUAGAGCAACUUGCAAAGAUAUGUUUCAAUACGUAG
Molecule: messenger RNA, 2448 nt
Organism: Anopheles bellator
Lineage: Eukaryota; Metazoa; Arthropoda; Insecta; Diptera; Culicidae
Exons: 2
Coding region: 190-2448 (752 amino acids)
Source: RefSeq, a predicted model, not a curated record